Messenger RNA from Mesorhabditis belari, 1671 nucleotides. The record is from the annotation of a GenBank genome assembly. NCBI's taxonomy places the organism in Eukaryota, Metazoa, Nematoda, Chromadorea, Rhabditida, Rhabditidae.
AUGUGGGGAAAACUCACGCAGCACAUCGGAAUAUGGUUGGGUUUUGAAGAGAAUCGUCGAAUGCGUCCCUCUUGUUCACUUUCUGUUUUGCACAAUUCGCAUUUUUCUGUGGUUAGAACCUCAAAAAGCUCGGAGAAUCUACAUCGAGUGAAUGUGUCGCAAGAGAAUCUCGCUCAAAGUCGGCUCACCGUUUCCCCGUCAACGAUCGAUCGACGAUUUGUGAGAACGAAGAAACAAAGCGAGAGUCCACCCGGGAAAAAGAAUGGUCUCUUCUCACUUCGACGUGGGCGUAAAGGGAAAGAGAAACGGAAACAGUCGCAGAUUAUUGAGAACAGCGCCUUGGUUGGUGAUCAUCACUCGUCCUCAUCGCACAAUGGUUCCACCAAGCAAAGCCUCUACGACUCGCCCCCUUCAACGGCUAAUGAGAUGUGGAAUGAUGUGACUCGUUCGUGGCAUCCAGCCGUUGUCUCACCCUCACAAGGCGGCACUGCUUCGAGUUCGACCUCGAUGCACGCCUCUGUGAAGAAUAUCUUUCAGAUAUUCAGGCCCUCCCGCUCGCGCUCGACCCACCAAAAUGAAGCGAUGCUUGUGAGUCGAGUGAUGUGCCCGACGAGUCAAACGGUGGGCGAUUUCACUCAGUUGAGACGAAGACGACCUCGGUCGGCGCAUUUCGACCCGAACACCCUUGUGCUGCCGAAAGCUGAGGAGAUCCCACAGCAAAAUGUCGACGAUUUGUACACAAGAAUCGAGAAAUUGGGCGAGGGAAGCUAUGCCACAGUGUACAAAUGUGAAUCCAAACUUGACGGCGCACUCGUCGCACUUAAAGAGAUCAAGUUGCAAUUUCAAGAAGGCCUACCAUUCACAGCAAUAAGAGAGGCCUCUUUACUGAAAACGUUACGACACGCGAACAUCGUCUGUCUUCAUGACAUUUUUUAUCAACACGAUCAACUGACUUUUGUUUUUGAGUACAUGACCCUUGACCUGGCAAAGCACUUGGAGAUUUACCCGGAUGGUCUGGAAACAUUCCAAAUCAAGCUCUUACUGUAUCAACUGUUGCGUGGAUUAACGUUUUGCCAUCAGAAGAAGAUCUUGCACAGAGAUCUCAAACCGCAAAACAUUCUCCUCAACGAGAGAGGCGAGCUGAAGUUGGCUGAUUUCGGGCUUGCUCGAGCGAAAAGUGUUCCUAGUCGAACGUACUCCCAUGAGGUGGUCACUUUAUGGUAUCGUCCACCGGAUGUCCUGUUAGGCAGCACGAAUUAUUCGACCUCUUUGGACAUGUGGGGUGUCGGUUGUAUCAUGGCCGAGAUGUGCACUGGGCGAGCGCUUUUUCCCGGUAGUCGAGAUGUAGCCGAUCAACUGCACACAAUAUUCUCGAUUCGCGGCACACCCGAUACAACGAGUUGGCCUCAGGUCCUCCAACUGCCCCACUACAAUCCGGUCAUCUAUCCGCCGAAAGACGAGUUGACGUGGAUAAAGGUUCAUUCCUCUCUUUUCCGACUCCACAACGGACUUGAUUUGCUUUCCCUAUUGUUACAGUUAAACCCCUCCGCCCGUGUCUCUGCCUCCCUCGCUCUUCUCCAUCCAUUCUUCUCCGCUUUACCCCCGUCAAUUCAUCUCCUUCAACCAUCCCAAUCGAUUUUUGUCCUCCCGGAGCUGCAGGGAUUGCGAAGA